GAAUCACACAAUAACGAUCAGGCGCAGACCCGCCUCCCGACCCAAACAGAACUCGAAAAGGUUGCCGAAGUAGAUAUCCUGGACAAGAAUGGCGAUAAGAAGAAGUUCAGCAGCCUCUGGAGUUCCCACAGUGACAAGCCGCGUCGUCGAACCAUCGUUAUUUUCAUCCGUCACUUCAACUGCGAGUCGUGCGCCGAUUAUGUUCGCGCAUUGACUGCCAAACUCUCUCCUGAAGAUCUGGCCUCUAGGUCUAUACAGACUGAGCUCUUCAUUGUCGGUUGCGGUAGCCAUACGUUUAUCCAGACUUAUAUCCAACGCACGGGCUGCAAGUUUGAGAUCUAUACGGACCCGUCACGCGUCACGUAUGAUACCCUCGGCAUGACUUGCAACCUGGGCCUCGGGAACAAACCGAAUUAUAUCACGAACAGCCUGAUGGGAACAUUGAUCGGGACCGGAAAUACGUUAAUGACCUUGCUCACGGAUUCCGGAAAGAAGAGCCAGAACGGUGGUGAGCUCAUCUGGGUCGAUGGCGAGAUCAAAUGGGCAAGGCGAAUGCAAAACACUCGCGACCACGUCGAGGUCGAGGAAUUGGAGCGCGUGUUG
Messenger RNA from Aureobasidium pullulans EXF-150, 603 nucleotides. RefSeq lists its product as uncharacterized. The annotation marks the transcript as partial. The transcript has 2 exons. Lineage: Eukaryota; Fungi; Ascomycota; Dothideomycetes; Dothideales; Saccotheciaceae. The record is from RefSeq and is a predicted model, not a curated record.